Molecule: messenger RNA, 4798 nt
Organism: Actinia tenebrosa (Australian red waratah sea anemone)
Lineage: Eukaryota; Metazoa; Cnidaria; Anthozoa; Actiniaria; Actiniidae
Biological process (GO): signal transduction
Molecular function (GO): protein binding
Source: RefSeq, a predicted model, not a curated record
GACAGAGAAACCCCACUGCACAUUGCCAUUAGAACAAAGAACCUUGAGAUGACUAACCUACUCCUGGACCACGGCGCUUCUCCUGACUCCGUUGACAAGAACAAGUGCACUCCACUCCACAUUGCUGCUCGUGAAGGAGAUGAGGAGCUUGUCAGAACAUUAUUAGAACAUAAAGCAAACGUUAACAUUUUGUCUAAGAAAGGAUUUACUCCACUUCACGAGGCUGCCAGACAUGGUCAUGUGAACAUCGUUAAACUGCUCCUAAAAUACUAUGAGACUCCUGAUCCAGAGGGCAAACACGGACUGACGCCAUUGCACGUAGCUGUACACUAUGGUCACGAGGAUGUUGCCAUGGAGCUGAUGGACAGCAAUGCAUCGCCCUAUGCAAAAGCAAAGAAUGGCUUUACACCUUUGCAUAUCGCAUCUAAGAAAGACCAGAAAGACAUCGCCAAAUCUCUCUUGGAUCGUGGAGUUGAACCAGAUACUGUUACCCAGACUGGUAUUAGCCCACUUCAUUUGGCUGCAAAGGAAGGCAACGUAGAAAUGUGUCAGCUCCUCAUGGAAAAUGGUGCCUUACCUGGCAUCGAGACAAAUAAUGGUUUGACUCCUCUACACCUGACUGCUCGUGAAAAUAGAGUCGAGGUGGCCAAGCUCCUUCUGAAGUUUAAUGCACCAAUUAACGCCCAGACUGUGAGUGGUUUCACACCUCUGCACAUCGCCUGUGUCUAUGGUCAUUGGGAUAUUGUAGAACUUCUAUUGGAUAGCGGUGCAGAUAUCAACGCUGCAACCAAGAAUGGUUACCAGCCACUCCAUCUUGCCGCUCAGUAUGGACACAAGAUAAUCAUCGAGAUUCUGCUGCAACGUAACGCAUCCCCAGAUGCUCUGACUAAUGAGGGAUACUCUGCUCUUUACAUUGCCCAAACCGUCCAUAACAACACAACCAUAGUAGAUAUUCUGUCAAAAGUGACUCAGAUCACGCAAACCAUAAGAAUAAAGCGGAGGCCCGGUGAAGAGGGUGAUGAUGAGGAGCCUGAGAUUAUUUUCAGUGCAAAACCAGAGGAACUUGAAUUGGAGGAAGUAUUGGAAGACAUGGAGAAACAUGAGGCUGAAGAAGAAGCCCCUAAGGAAGAGGCUUAUGAUCACUUCAUGACGAUGGAGGAGAUGGUGGAAAUCACUGACGAUUCUGAGCUUAAGAUCCAACCUGGUACUGGCAAGAAGACUGAUUCUGGUAUAUUCUCAACACGCUAUUCUGGAUGCUUCCAAGAAGGCACUCCCCUGACAGGCUCGCAUGCCUCUGAUCUUGAUCACUCUAGAUAUUCUGACCUCAAUUUGUCAAGUGGCAUGCAGGAAACUGAGAUCAUCACCAGUGUAGAAGGGAAUCUCGUGCAAGCUGACCUCCCAUCCAGUCUAGCCGAUAUGCAGGAAGAUAACGUUCAGGUGUACGAGCCCCCAGUCACUGGAGGAUUCCUGGUCAGUUUUAAUGUGGAUGCACGMGGUGGAAAGAUGGAGAGUUCGCAGACUGGUAUCAAGGUGGUGCUACCGCCUCGCUCCUGCCAAAUGCCCAAUAGAAUCACAUGUCGUCUCUUGAGGUUGAACAAGCCUACACUGCUCCCUCCUAUUCGUGAAGGUGAAGGUUUGGCAUGUAGAGUACUYGAAAUUGGACCUACGGGUACUAAUUUCUUGCAGCCCAUCUACUUUGAAGUACCACACUUUGCCUCUUUGAGAGACAAUGAGAGAGAGCUUGUUGURAUGAAGACUGACGAUGGUGGAUGGAAUUGGGAUGAAGUCUGUAUUGAAGACAACAAAGAUAUGGAUGGAUAUGAUGAUAAGAAUCAGGAUUCCAUCUUCCCUAUCAAACGCUACACCAAGAUCACUACAAAGGACCUCCCAGAACGUUUUGCAGUUGUCUCGCGCCUGAAGAAAGAGACGUUCUCUGUUGGACAGCGAGGGGAGACAAUGAAGUCUGCUGUGAUGCCUCAAGUGAAAGUCAGCAUACCUGAGGGAGCCGUGUCUGCAGGAACAAAGAUUACUAUGCAGGUGCAACCUGUGGAUGAGAAUUUCAAUAACCUAGAGGAGUGGGUGACGGUCAGUCCAGUGGUAUCCCUGGAACCAAGCAAUAUAACCUUUAAUAAACCAGUGUCCGUAGCUAUCCCGUGUCCUGUCUACGCAGGCGCUGGAAAUGUUGAUAUCCAACCAUCUCUACGACUACUGUGCUGCUUCCCUAAAGAUAUCGAUGGCGAGCCGAAAACCCCGUCAUACCAGUGGCAAGAUAUCACYGAUAGUACGCCUCUAACAACUGCUGGGGACAGUGCUACUUUCACUAUCAAUAAACCAGCAAGAUACUGGCUCGUUGAAACAAGAAACCCUGACAAUGUCGUCACCGAUGCGCGCUUGAUUUACCGCAAGCUGGCCGCUGUCCCUUACCUUGCAAAGUUUGUCGUGUUCGCUAAGUUCUCUGCUGAUGGCAGGGAAGCGCGUCUACGCAUCUUCUGCGUCACUGAUGACAAGGUCGACAAAACUCUUGAAGGACAGACUGGAUUUGUUGAAGUUGCAAGAAGUCGUGAUGUUGAGGUCUAUGAAGGUCGCCCUAUCCACAUCCGUUGUCUUGGCAAUCUUGCUCCAGUAAACCGUGAGCCAAUGCACUUGAAUUUCUUCGCCUUCCGUGAGAAUCGUCUGUCCGUCGCCGUGAGUGCCGUGGACCCUGAACAACCUAUGAACUGCAGACUGGCAUUCCUUAAAGAACCCAAGAAGGACAGACAAGGAAAUAUACAAACUAUUUGCAACCUGAAUAUCAACCUGUCUGAAAAGGAUCUCAAGAAAGAUAGUGGAUUAAGAAGACUACCAGACUCUCUGCUCUCUCUAGUGGCCAYUGAAGUAGCAAAUGACUGGAAAGWUUUAGGGCGGGAACUAGGAUUCAACGAUGAUGAACUCGAUGACAUUGCAGACAGCAACUCCAAUGAACCUGACAAGUGUGCCGAAGAGGUUCUAAAAACAUGGCGUGACUCCAAAGAACCAGAACCCGAUAUGCCCAAGCUCGAAAACGCCCUCAAGAACAUCAAUCGCGACGACGUUGAUUUCAAGCAACUGGCGUACAGCAGUUACUCCAAGGGUCCAGUAACAAUCACCGAGACUACCAUCACACGGACAGUGCCAGAUGAAAGAAAUGGUGAUGUCCAGAACACCCACGAAAGGAUCUCCGAUUACUUGAACGAUGACGAUGAAGAAAUGUCUGAUGCUGCUCAUACUGAAGUACGUACGGUAACAGUGACAGAUGAUGAUGGGGGUGCCGUUACACGGACRACCACUACAACCGUAACACGAGAUGGCGAGACCGUAGAGACAACGACCGACACUCGAGAGGGGGAUGAAAAUGAYCCAGACAAAGAGAAACUCAUCAAAGAAAUGUUCGCUGGAGAAAAAGGAGUCAUGGAUUUCUUCAACGACGAUGACAAGAAACCAGAAACGGAUGAGACCGAGAUUUAACCGUACGUUUUUGCCUCUCGUCAGUUUUUAAUAGGAUAGAGUUCGCCAUGAAUGGCACAAGCCCGGUCAAUGUAUUUCUAAGUUAAUUAAGAAUCCAAGAGUGAAAGGCUAAGGUUUGAAUUAACUAAAUGAGCAGGGCAAAAAGGAACUUGAACUUCUAGUCGGUGUUAUGUCUUAAUAAUUUUAACAAUUCUAUUUAAAGUAAAUUUUGAAAACGUGUGCUCCAGGAGUUAAUAUAAGCAAUGAUAAAUAAGGCAGGAAUUCAUUUUUCUUUUAAUCUUUUUUUCAACUAUUAGGCGUAGCCUUUCGUUUCUAGCGUUUGCAUUUUGAUUGGUUAGUAGUGCAGUGCUUCUUAUGACGCUUGUUGAAAUUGUCAAAAACCUAAGACAAAUAUAUUGAAUCACUUGGUAUCGAUAGGACACACUGUCAAUUGAAUACUGUCUGGAAGUUAGUUUGCUCCGUAUUUGAAGCUGUUAUCUGAAAUGCUGAUAAAUGCCAGGCACAGGGACGGUCCAAUAAUUUUGAAACGAGUUUCAAAAUGGGCAAUUUAUGUUCCAAGUAGCAUCCUUUAGGAAAAAUCCCUCACCGGAAGGCGGAAGGCUUGUCGAGCACCCGUCUUCCCGGAAUUCGCCCCUGAAGUUGAGCAGUUGAACCAAUCAAAAUGCUGAAUUCCUUAUAACUAAUAAUGCUCUGUAAGAGUAAUGUACUAGUUAUCUCAAUAUAGAUACCCAUGUGAUGAUGCUUUAAACAUUUUUCAUAUCCAAUAUAGUUCGAAUGCAAGAACUUUUGGCAUAGUAAAUGAUAAAUCCUAAUAAAGGUCGAAUUCUAAGUUAAAAACUCAUACUUCUGCAUUUGUGACUAGGAAUGCUUUUUGAACCCUUUGGUACUCCAGUUUUCCUACAUUCUUUUUUUACUAACUUAAGGCCGGAGUGCUUAACUAAUUACUAGUGUACUAGAGUGCAUACCAUAUAUCCAUGAAAAAGUAACUAACAACAUUGUACAGAUAAGUGCAAAGUUUUGUAGGUAUGUCCUACUGAGGUUUACUGAUCUUACUACAUUUUUGGCAAAUUUGUGCAAUUUCUUACAAAAUUUUUCACGGAUGUAUAAUAGUAUCAGCACUCUAUUAGGAAUGUCAAUCAAAUUGAACUUAAAAGAACCAGUGGAGUUGAUCUUUAUUAGUUUAAACGUAAUAAAAGAAACCCUAGUGGAUGUGAAAGCAAAUUGCGUAGUGCCUAGGAAAUAGAAUGUACCUUUUAAAGUAAGGUGAUGAUUGUAAAACUAAACUGUACUACAAGUAAACUGGCAUUUAUCAUUG